AUACCGGAUUGGUGUGAACAAUUAUUUAAUUUACUUCUGCAGUCGCGACACCGCUAGGUUUGUUGUGUAUAUAUAAAGCGCUGCUUCUUGCAGGCAUUCAGGCAAAUGUCUCCUCCCCCUUUGAGUUAAGUCAGUGCUAUUUCCCCGCUCGUCUCCUAUUGUCACCAUAGGAAAAAGGUUUUUGACCCAUAGCAAUCAACUAAAGUCGAGUGCCGUGCCUGAAGUGUACAUGUCCAUGUUUAUUCUGUGUAUAACGACCCGUGUUAUUAAAAAGAGUCUGCGUUACUGUGGUGUGAAUGCUGUGCUUGGUUCGGGGUUUAGAGAGACCGGGCUGUAAGUAGGUCGGGCCGGGUUUAAGCGGCUUAACUACGUCAGCCUAAGCUGGGAGGAAUUCAUUGUAGAGCCCUCCGCGGUAGGCGGGGGCCUAAACGAGGCUGGCCUAGUUAAGCCUGAUUCUUAUUGUGUGCAGUCUGUUUUUGUUGUGCAACACAGCAGAGAGGACCAAAGGCAGCGUGUAUAGGUUCCCAUGCAUGCAAGGCAUGGAUUGGUUUUGAUUGGGAAAAACAGGAAACGAAACGAACGUUUUUCUGUUUAAGAAUUAAACCGGUAUCAGCUUCAUCGCCCUGGACAAAGACAAGGACAGCUGGAGGCCAUUAUUACGAUCAGGGACAAAGGGAGCUCGGGUGGAGCGGCGAAGAGUCAAAGUUCACAAGUGGGGCAAUUGAAAGGUGUCAGAUCAGAGGCACUAUUUUGCCCCGCGUCGGCCCUGCCAUGCUGUGAAGAUGGCAUCGAGCUCCUUGUUUCUGUCUAGCAUGGUGGGCAAGUCGCGCUCCUCCAACUUCACCCUUUCCGAGAAGCUCGACCUGUUGAAGCUGGUGCGCCCUCAUGUGCGCAUUCUGGAGGAGCACACCAACAAGCAUGCCGUCAUCGUAGACAAGAACAAGUGUUGGGACACCGUGGCCGACCAGUACAACUCGCUGGGAGGGGACAGACCCCAGCGCACCGCUCAGGGCCUCCGGACUCUAUACAAGAGACUGAAGGAGUCGGCCAAGCAGGAGCUGAUGCAGAGGAGACACGCCCAGCCCGAAUACAGGGGGAGCAUUUCGGAGCCAACCAGGAGGGUGAUGGAGAUGAUUCCUCAGUUGUUUCACCACGUGCCCGUACAGGAUAAAGACCAAGCGCUGCGCAGGUUAAUAUACAACAAACACAACUCUCCCAUCGAGCACCCGGCCAGCAGCUCCUCUCUGCCCGGCCUGCAGGAUUACCCAGCAGCCCUCCCGCUUGCCCACAAGCUGGUCCAGCUGGAGCCCGAGGAGGAUGUGAAGCCGCCUCCCGAGCUCCCCGUCCUACCCCUCGUCACGGGGCCGGAAGGGGUCAGGGAACAGGAGCAGGUAGGCAACGUUGACGACGAGUCUCUGGUCAGCGUGCAGGACUACGAGCCGUCCCUGUCCCCCGCCCUGUCCACCUCCUCGGUCAACAUCCCCCUCUCCGGGUCACCACUGGUGGACCCCCACCACGACCUGUACCCCAACGUCCUGUACCCCCACGACCACCUGGAGCACGAGCGCUUCCGGCCCCACCACUUUGCCAAGGAGGAGCACGAGCUGGUGCUAGCCAACCACCAGAAGGUGGCGGUGUACCUGGAGGAGAAGAGGGAGGGGCUGAAGAGGAAGCAGGAGCUGGAGGAGGAGCUACUGAGAGCCAAGAUCAAGGUGGAGCGGCUGAGGGCGGCCAGACUGAGACACGGGCUGCCUCUGCCUCUAUAGCACAAGCCUGAGGAGACACAGCCUGCCUUUGGUAGCAAUGCCCUUAAACUCUUGAACGGGACCCACAAUGGGUCGCGGUCCGGUUGGAGGUGGGUCGCAACCCCCGAAACACGGGAGUGCUCAGAGUGUGUGGUCGGGACCCAAGGACACACUGAAAUGGUCUUUUGGUCCAGAGAUGAACGUGUGGAGGAACCUCUGCUCUAUAGCACACAUAAUGGCACCCUAAGUCUGAGGAGAGGACUGAAGAAUCCCUCAGCCUCAAUGGAUGAAUAUUUUCUUAGUUUUGCUUGAGACCCGUUUUAGCCCAAAAUACUUUUGAGGGCCGUAGUCUAACGAUGCAUUGCCUACAGCCCAAUUUUCAUCAGAGUAAAUCCAAUCAUCCAAAACAUUUUUGUCAUAUUUUUAUGGCAGAUACGACCAUAUUACUAAUGACCUGCCAGUGCAAAACCUUACUAUGCUCAAAUGUAAGGGAAUGAACCGUGUGAUUAGGUAUUUUCUACAUUUCAGAAUGUGUAUUUGCCCCUGUUGGGUUAGUUUAGUGGCUGGCCAUUUUAUAUUAAUUUGAGAACAGUUUGCAAAGAAGAGCUCAAGCUAGUUCCUACAAGGUUUGAGAAGCAUGCAAAGAUUGGAAAAAUAAGCCUUUCAAUGCAAUCCUUAAUUAUUUUGAAGAUGAAUGGACAUUAAGACAUUAGCACUGUGAUACUUCUAUGUUUUGGUGGGAUGAGCCCUUCCACUUCAAGGCCUUGACAAGACAUUUGUGAUGUCUUGUCAACAGAAAUCCUCAUAUGGAGAUCUAAAAUAAAUAAAUAACAGGGAGCACAUGGAAGCUUUAUAUAUUGAAUGGAAUCUUUGAUGUGUGAUGUUGUUUAAAUGUUGUGCUAAUAAUGGUACAAGAGUGUUCCUCUGUCCCAGUUCAAUGUUCAUGCACUUAUUAAAAAAUAAUUAACCGUUUUAUGGUUCUUACACAUUAGCUCUGCAUCACAUCUCCUAUCUUCAGUCUGGUGUUACAACACAUAUUUUACUGGUCAUUUAUUUCGAUGUAUAAAAUGGUUUCCGUGUGUUUACUCGUGUAUUGUGGUUGACCUGGAGUGGAUUAUCUAUAAACCCGAUGGCACAUUUGGCAGUUAAACUGUUGUGUAGCGCCCUCCACUGGUGGGUUUAUAUAUUUUUGAACAGUCGAGUUCUCUAUUGGUUAACGUCUUCAUCCACUGUAGAUUUCUCCCUUUGU
This is a messenger RNA of Gadus chalcogrammus (walleye pollock), 2994 nucleotides long. RefSeq names its product fibrinogen silencer-binding protein (gene fsbp). The transcript has 2 exons. NCBI's taxonomy places the organism in Eukaryota, Metazoa, Chordata, Actinopteri, Gadiformes, Gadidae. The record is from RefSeq and is a predicted model, not a curated record. The coding region runs from base 783 to 1766 and encodes 327 amino acids.